CAAACGGAUCCCUUUCCCUUUCUUUUCGUUUCACGCUGAAACACAGAGAGAGAAACGUCGACGACGAAGAAGAACCCUAAGGAACAAGAGAGAAGAGAGUCAGGCGGACACGAAGAAGAAGAAGAAUAAGAUCGAAAAUCACCACACCACGAGAAAUGGUUAUUCUUCCGCCAGUCCGACCAGAAAAACUUGCGAAAUUUCUCAAACCAUAUCUGCUGAAGAUGCAUUUUACAAACAAGUAUGUGAUGGCCCAAGUAAUCCACUCGCCAACUGCUACGGUAGCCUCUGCUGCAAGCUCGCAGGAGAAGGCGUUACGUCCAAGCAUGGAAUCUACUAGGGACGUCGCUGCUGCAGCAAAGAUAGGCAAGAUUCUAGGAGAGCGCCUGAUGGUCAAGGAUAUCCCUGCCGUUUCUGUUGUAUUAAAGAGAGAUCAGAAGUACCAUGGUAAGGUGAAAGCUGUGAUUGAUUCCUUGAGAGAAGCAGGUAUCAAACUGAUAUAAUCCCAACCCUUUGUUGAAUAUGGUUGUGGCACUGUCUUUUCCUUGUACCAAUAUGAAGGGUAUGAAGUGGAUUGCAUCUUGUUUGAUGCUUUCUGGAUUUUUUUUUUUCUGCCCGAUUCUUGCAGUGACUAUGGAAUGUUUGGUUCUCUAUGUCUAAGGUUGGAGAAUUUGCUCUAAUAAUUUAUUUGUGGCAAAGUAGAUUAUGAGGAAAUAACUGGGGUUGCAUCAGUAGCGCGACGGUGGUGGUCUGGGAUUGAAGUCGUUUGGCAGUUGUUAAACAGACUGUAUUUUUAUUUUUAUUUUUUUGGGGUCGGUAACGGGACAGUUUUGAUAAUGCAAGUACAAAAUCAGCCUGAAAUUCUUGAGCCAGAUAUUAAGCUGGCCCAAGGUAAGCAUGGUUCCGAUUGCCUAUUAUUGAAUCAUGAAAACGUGCUCUCAAUGGAGGUGAAAGUAUGUGACUGGAAUCACUUGACGCCACUCACUUGUAACAUUUCAUAAGGAUAUGUGUUAGUAAUUUUAAUUGUAUUCUACAUCUUUGAUCCCCA
This is a messenger RNA of Rhododendron vialii, 1045 nucleotides long. RefSeq lists its product as uncharacterized. The record is from RefSeq and is a predicted model, not a curated record. Bases 156 to 500 code for a protein of 114 amino acids. Gene Ontology annotation, biological process: translation. Gene Ontology annotation, cellular component: ribosome. NCBI's taxonomy places the organism in Eukaryota, Viridiplantae, Streptophyta, Magnoliopsida, Ericales, Ericaceae. Gene Ontology annotation, molecular function: structural constituent of ribosome; 5S rRNA binding. The transcript has 3 exons.